GGGUGGCUCGCUGAAGCUGUCAGCUAGAUUGGAUGUUUGUGGCCUCGUCUUAUGAUGAUCCUGUUAUCUUCUAUCCUCCAAUGAUGCCCACCAGGUGCUCGGUGGGUGUACAUGAUGCUGCUUUCUCCUUCUCCAAGCAUGUGGUAGAGGUUAUUAUGAGCAUCCAUCCAUCCAUCCAUCCAUCCAUCAACGCAAGCCAACGUAAGGUUGCACCGAUGAGUAGGUCGGGGGCUUUAAAGAAAAGCUUGGAGUUUGAAGGCUUUGCUGCUUCGGUGAGACCCACAUCAUGCCGAGAGCUUACAAAAAGCCGGGGAGAGAGAGAGAGCGAGAGAGAGAGAGUGGGAGAGGGCAAAGGAAAAGCUAAAAAGUUUCAUCGCCAUGCCAGGAUCCUUUGCUUUCUCCCGCUUUGUUAUUAUAUCUGCAUGCAAUCACCACGGCAUGCUGCUUUUCCUGCGCUUCUGCUAGUUUAUUUGCAUGCAAUCCAUUGCCCCACUACAAAACCAUGAGAGCCCCUUUGCGCCAUGUUCUGUUCCUGGGUCGAAGGUUGCAGGUUGAAAGGGAGUCAGGAGACGGUUGCUAAAGAAAGACAGGAUAGAGAUGGAGAAGAAUGCGUUGGUCGGGGUGGGAGAAGAAGAAGAAGAACAUGAAGACAGAUGUAGGGAGUACAGAAAAGGGAACUGGAGUCUUACUGAGACCAUGGUUCUGAUCGAGGCGAAGAAGAUGGAUUACGAGAGGAGGGCGCAGAGGUUGAAGGAGUUGCCGCGGGGCAGCAGCGGCAUCGGCAGUAGCAGGCCACAAGAGAUGAGGUGGAAGUGGGUGGAAGACUGUUGCUGGCGACAUGGGUGCUACAGGAGCCAAAACCAGUGCAAUGACCGGUGGGAUAAUCUCAUGAGGGAUUACAAGAAGGUCAGAACAUAUGAGCUGAGCUUGAGCGCCGGAGGAAACCCAGGUUUAUCUUACUGGAAGCUCGAGAGGCAUGAGAGGAAGGAGAAGAACCUGCCCUCCAAUCUCUUGCCUGAGAUAUACGAAGCCUUAACCGAGGUCGUGCAGAGGAGAGCCAUGGUGGAGAAGGCGAGUGGUGGUGGUGCAUGUGUGGCCGCCGCGAGGCCAGUGCAAGAGGAGAGGCAACUCGGGGGCGCCUCAGCUUCGAUGCAGCACGGCAGCCCAGGUGCAGGAUCACAAGCUCCGGAACCGCCAAUGAUUGCGCCGCCCCUUCCUCCUUAUCCUCCGCCACAUUCUCGACCAAUGGCCACCAUAGAUUCCGAAGACAGUCAGCAUUCAGUAUCACCAGAGAGGAAGAGAAAACGAGGAGGAGGAGGAGGCAGCAGCAGCAGCAGAAGCAACACCAUGGAGCUGAGUUCUGCGAUCUCGAAAUGUGCUUCGAUCAUAGCAGAGGCGCUGCAAGCAGGAGAGCAGAAGGAGGAGACCAGGCACAAAGAUCUGGUGAGCAUAGAGGAGAGGAAGGCCAAACUGGAGGAGUCAAAGUCAGAGAUGAGCAGCCAGUCCAUGGAUGGCCUGGCUUCUGCCAUCAACAAGCUUGCCAGCUCAAUCCUUGGUUUGGCCACUGACAGGAUGCAGAAGCUCCAGAAAUAAAUGAACAAAGAACCUGAUUGUAGGUGUCACACAAAAGUCCAGGGCCAGGAAAGGAGAGUGAUUUGGUACACUCACCACUGGCUAAGCUCCUCCAUCAGCCAUUCCAUUCUCACUUCCAAUCAUUAAUCAUGCUGGGCUUGUGGGAAUCUCUGCUGUGACUUUGAGGUCAUGAUUGCUUCACAACUGCUCAUGGAGAGAGAUGCUCUCUCUCUCUCUCUCUCUCUCUCUCUCUGUGCAUGGCACAUGACACAGUGGCAUGAAAAGGGUGGGGAGCUGCAGAGAGAUUGAGAUUUGUAUGUGUCAGUUUAGAUAUAUGUAUUCUGUGCUGAACUAGGUAGGUUAUCUCUAGCUAAAUCUACUUAGAAAAAGUGUCAGCGCUUGGAUUCACCAAAUCACUCGAAAGCCUCGAGGAGAGAGAGGUGGCUUUUACUUUGUGUCAGAGAUGCUUUGUUUUGUUGUAUCUGUGAACCCACCCACAAGUACUUGGAAUGCAGGGGGAGACAGUGCAGUGGUCAAAGCAAUUUGUUGUGGGAAAUUACAGCCAUGCCCACACACUCUCUCUCUCUCUCUCUCCUCUGUGGAUUGAAUGAGUCCUAUGAGUUGGCUGCAGUUUAU
This is a messenger RNA of Musa acuminata AAA Group (dessert banana), 2208 nucleotides long. Its product is annotated as trihelix transcription factor ASR3-like. Lineage: Eukaryota; Viridiplantae; Streptophyta; Magnoliopsida; Zingiberales; Musaceae. The transcript is spliced from 2 exons. The record is from RefSeq and is a predicted model, not a curated record. Bases 598 to 1593 code for a protein of 331 amino acids.